CGCUUGACAAGUUGACACAAUAUUGAUUAAUGAUAAUCAUUAAUCACAAGCACCGAGAUAUUCGUGUAUAAUGUUUUUGUUUUAAUUUAUUAUUUAUUUUCACUCAUUCCAUCAAGAUGGAUUUUACUUUGAACGACGAAAUAAAAAAGGACAUAAUAAAUAAUCUGAAUAUUAAAAUAGGUAACGAUAUUAACUUAGAUAAUGUUGCUGAAAUACAAAGUGAUUUAUUGGAUAAAAGAAAACAUCUUGAAAACUGCUUACAUGCUGCGAGCGAUGUGGUCCCAACGAAACUAACUUCUGCUAUCAAAAAGGCUGAACUUAACUCAAAGCAAAUAGAAAAAAUAAGAGAAAAGAUGGCAGUGAUGGUCAAAAAAGUUGAGACUUAUAUGACAAAAACGCAACCUUUAAUGACAGAGCUUGACAAAAGGUUUUCUGCCAUACAUAGACUGGAGGAAGUAUUAGUAUAUUUCCAAUCAUAUGCUAGAGUUGAAGAACUAAGCAACCAAAUGAAAUACUGCAAAGACGAUGAACAGUUGGUAUCACUCUAUGGAGAGGUUAAGAACAUGUGCAAUCGCUACCAAAAUACUCAUUGGAAUACAUAUGUCAAAGAAUACACGCAUUACUGGCAUAAUGUCUUGAAAGAUAACCUUAUAAGACAUUAUGAAGAUAUACUUAAGACACUGAAAUGGCCAUUCACCUCAGCAUCAGAACAUUCCCAGGUCCCAAAAGAAGUUUUGAAUAAAUUUAGUAAUCUUACAAGGUAUCUAUUUCUGAUACGAGAACCAAAGGAUAUGGUUGCUGAAGCUGUUUCUGGGGAUUUCACAAAAGACCAAGACCCCUGUUUGCCUGUGAAGGUUCUGUUAAAACCUUUAAAAAAACGAUUUACAUUCCAUUUCACUGGAUCACGACAGACAGCCAGAAUUGAUAGGCCUGAAUGGUUCCUCACUCAGACUCUGACAUGGAUAAAAGAUCAUCAGAAUUUUGUAAUGAAUAAUGUGCAACCCAUUGCUGAUAAACUAGAGAUACUGAAUGUUAAUGCUGUGGAAGAAUUUAAUGCAGGGUUGAUAGCUCUGGCAGCUGAAAGACUACACACAGUUUUAGCAAUUUAUCAUACACAAAGCUCUAAAGGAGAGAUAGUUGAUGUGGAUGCAGCAUUUGCGCAUGCUGUGGACGAGACUUUAGGUUUUCACAAAGAAUUGAUGACUAUAACCGACAAUGAGAUUAACAAUGUUUUAUCUGUGUUGACCAAAGCCGAAACUUUUGUAAGAUGGUUAUCUGUUGAAAAGAAAUACGCCCUGGCGAAGAUGGACGAGACGCUCGACAGCGAGCAGUGGAUCGAGCCGGUGGCGGGCGGCGCGGGCGCGGCGGUGGGCGCGCUGCUGUGGGUGCCGCGCGGCGCCGACUGGUUCGUGUCGCUGCUCAAGACCAUCGAGGACCGAUACGCCAUCCUGCCGCAGCCUGGCCACCGAUUGCAAUUCCUAGAGCUCCAAUUGGAAUUGAUUGAAGAAUGGCGUGUACGUCUGACGCAACUGCUAAGUGCAGCUGCCGCCGCGCUGAAGACCGAGUCGUUCCUCGUGACGGGUCUGCAUCCACUGAUAGCUAUCAUCAACACGGCGCACCACACCCGGACUGUGCUCUUACAGUGGGCCCACUGUCUGCAUUAUCUGCAACUGCACUACUACAGACACCAGUUCCAACACUUCACGCAGCAGCAGCACAGGGACGACGAGAGCGAGUCCUCAACUAGUUCAGACGAUGAUGAAGAAGACACUGACGAGGAUAACACAAAACAAGAAGAAGAAGAAGUUGACGAAAAUAUGACUUUGAAUGAUGUAGAGGAACGAGCUAAGAAGUUGGCUCUGAAUGAAGUGAUUAGAAGGAACUCUAUGCUUGAGACGAGUCAGUAUGAUAUUACUUCACCUAUUACUAAUCUAGCCGUAGCAGAACCUCUAGUAGACGAAGACUUGGAAGAAGCCGGAGUGUUCGGAGACGCGCCCGCCCUUCUCGCACACCUCAGGGAUGCGGGUGUCGCCGCACUCGCUGAACACAUCCUGCUCGAGUUCAAGGCCACCAUCCGACAUUACAAGAAGCAAAAAUGGCACGCCAUGCUGACGAUGGAGGAGCGCGCGCUGUCGGUGUCGGGCGCGCUGUGCGGGCCGCUGGCGGCGCUGUGCGCGCGCGUGGCCAGCGCGCAGCUCGUGCUGGCGCCGCCGCUCGCCGCGCACCUGCGCGCGCACCUCGCCGCGCGCGUCGACGACCACGUCUACGAGGAGGUGGUCCUGGAGAGUUGGUUUAACACAGGCGGAAGUCUACAGUUCACUCACGACGUACAGAGAAACCUCGUGCCUGCUUUCGCGCCACCAAAUAAAAAUGCAUCACAACUGAAUCUACUCCCGAAGCUCAACGAUGCAUGCAAACUCCUCAACAUGGAUUACGGUGACGCACGUCGUAUUCGCACUGAAAUAGUUAAGCAGCCAGACGAAGCAGUGAUAUCACUCAACGACCAAGGCAUCAUGCACAUACCACCUAACGAAGCUCUACGUAUCCUCAACCAGAGGACGGAUCUCUGCAAUACCAGCUCACCGUCAUCCGUCAUGGAUCUGUUUUGACGAUACGAAAGGGGAGGCGUGCGUGUACAUCACUAAAUGUGCAAGCCCCGGAGAAGAUUGUAGAAUAAACUGUUUAGGUAACCUUUCAAUAUUAUUAGAAAAUUGUGACCGACAGGCGUACUCCAUCGAUAUGUACGGAUGAAUUAUGGAAAAAAACAGAGUUGUGUUACUAAAAAAAAAAUUAUGUGUGUGCAAUACAUACACAUUCUAUCUAUGGUAUUCUUUAUGGAUUCGUAAUAACUUCAUAUCAUCAUACUGUUUCAUAAUACCUUGAACGGUUACCGAAGGAGCUUUAUAUGCAAUCUUAUUUACACUUAUAUUUUGUCUGUAUUAUAGUUAUGUAAAGUAAAUAUAUAAAUAACUGUUUUUAAAUCAUUUGUUAUAAUUGGCCGCUACAGUGUUUAACUAAGAUUUUAGAAGUGUUCACGAGCAUAGAACUUGAAAUGUAUGCCUCAAUGUAAAUUUAUAGAUAAGUAUUUCGUAAAUGAAUACUAUAAUUAUAUCUUAUUUAUUUGAUGAAUUGUUAACGUGUAUUCUAUUCCAACCACAGAAGGAGUCAAGAUAAAAAACAACUUUGACAUUGAUUUGGAGCAAUAUCAUUGGUUAAGCUCUAGUAUAAUCUAUGGUAUUAAUUAUUUGUUCGCGAAAAAUUUACAUUUUGAACGUCAGUAAAGUUGAAUGUAAUAUAAAAAUGUGGAACUAUAUAUGAAAAAGGUGUAAGUAAUUAUGUGGAAAAUGUUGAAUUAUAAAUAAUGAUAUACUAAUCAAGAUUUUUUUAGCAAACCGCAGGAUAUAUAAAUCUAAGGUUUGUUUAUAUGUACACCUUGGAUUGGAAUAGCGAGUUUAUUAAUAUCAAUGUUUCAACAUGUAAUAUUACUUUUCUCUAGUUUAAAAUUACUAUUCCUUAUUAUUUUAUAUUUUAUAAAUAUAUGCCAUCUAAAUAAGAUUAAAUUAAUAAUCAUUGUAUUUGUAACGAUGUAUAUUAUGUCUUAAAAGGAUACAAAUAUGUUUGUUUCACCCAAUUAAUGACCUCUAAAAACAUAAAUUUUCUGUUACGUGAUUACACCCCCUGUAAAAAGUCAUGAUUUAUUUGUGAAAAUUUCCAUAGACAUCUUUUUUGUUUGUUAUUCUUUAAUUUAGAUUAUGAUGCUACCUGGCAAUAAAAAAUGUAGGCACAUUAAAAAAUAAAAUUAUAAGUAACAUAUAACAACGGUACGAACAGUGUAUCUGUGGAGACACAAUAAAAACAUUUUUUUUUUUUAUAGAUUUAUGUAUUUGGUGAUUUGUGUUUGAUUUAUUUUUAGUUUUAUUUUCUCUUUGUUACGUCGACGGACGAUAAACGUUCUUUUUUAUUUAUUUUAUAAAGGUUUUUUUCAAAUACAAUUUAUAUUUAUACACAAAGGAAAUUAUUCAAUGAAAACCAAACUCAAUAUUAUUUGUCAUUUUUAUUUAACAAUUAAUAUUAAUAUUGUUAUUGUACAAAAGAGUAACCUAAUAUCUCAGAUAUACUCAUAAAUAGCUUGCAUGACAGACUUAUAACGAUUUAGUAUUAAAAUUAUUAUAUUCACACAUAAACUUCUAUCGAAUGGCACAAUUGCACAUUGUCAAACUUUAACCAAUACUUAAUCAUAGUCUGUUCACAGCCUUUCAUUCAAUUUCCACAAUAAAAUUCUAAGUGAACAAAAUAUUUAAGAUUCGAUCGUGCCCUUUCGUAACAGCUCAAUAAAUAUAGGUAAACAUUCACUCAGGUUUCUAGAAAUUUGCGCUGGGAUAUAUACCAGCAUAAUUUGACUUCGAAAUGCAAAUUAAAUUUGUACGUCGUGACUAAAAACUAGUGUAGUUAUCGAUUUUUUUUUCAUAUGGCAAAAUUUAUUUAAAAAAAUGCUCUAGCUUUAUUUUCUAUGAGUAAAUGUUUAUUGUCAGUGUCGCUAUAUUAAAAUUUAUCUUUUAUACAGUUUUUGAUUGGACAUCUAACCAUAUAAAUGUAUCAAGGCACGUUUAGUCACGAUCUUGUCAUGAAGAUUUGUGUAAUUAUCCUCCAAUCACCAACAAUACUUCUUUAAUUCGUUACUUAAUAACUACGGUUAAUCUAUUGUUCCAAUUUAACAUGACUUAUGAUCAAGAAUGGAUUUAAUAAAGUCGGUUUGGAUGAUAAUAGAUAUCACCAAUUCUUUAAAAGAAAUCGAAUCAUUUUUAGAUGAAGAAAUCAGUUGUAAGUUGUAUAUUAACUUAAUACAUAACGUAAUAACUUAUUAUAUAAUGUUCUCAUAACCAAUACAUCCAAUCAUAUCAAUAGAUUAAACUAUAUCUAAUAUUCUAUUAUUAUCACAAAGCACAGGCUGUGGAUAAAGGAAACGCCAAUAUCAAAAUUAUUUAAGUUUUGUACUUCAUUUGGCACGUCAUUUUUUUUUCCUACGUUUGGAAAUCUUCGACACGUUCUACCAAUUUUUUUUAAUACUUUUGACAAGAUAGUUUUCUUCGUUAACUUUUUUAAAGGAAGAGUUGAUCUAAUCGAUUGUACUUCCAUUGACAUUUGAAUCGAUUCAAUAUCGAUAUGAUCAAUAGCCUCUACCAUCGAUCGUUUCACGACCAAUCGUCAACCCUGUUUUUCCAAUAAUGGCAUCUGGAUCGACAUUAUAUAUAUUUUACAAUUUUACUUCACUGUUUGUUGAUUGGUUUGUUGCUGCUUCAACUUCUUGUUUUUUCGCGUCUUGGGAUGAUGAGUUCCACCACUGCUCGUCCCCAGAGGCCCAAGCAACAAACACCAAGUUUGUCACGAUAAAGACCGCAAGCGUUAUCCAAAAUACCAAUCGCCACUGAGUUAAAGUACUCUGCAAAAUUAUUCACAAUUAGUUUGAACAA
Molecule: messenger RNA, 5471 nt
Organism: Vanessa tameamea
Lineage: Eukaryota; Metazoa; Arthropoda; Insecta; Lepidoptera; Nymphalidae
Gene: Rint1
Product: RAD50-interacting protein 1
Exons: 15
Coding region: 117-2609 (830 amino acids)
Biological process (GO): endoplasmic reticulum to Golgi vesicle-mediated transport; regulation of ER to Golgi vesicle-mediated transport; retrograde vesicle-mediated transport, Golgi to endoplasmic reticulum
Cellular component (GO): Dsl1/NZR complex
Source: RefSeq, a predicted model, not a curated record